Canariomyces notabilis is the source of this 2949-nucleotide messenger RNA. RefSeq lists its product as uncharacterized. The transcript has 9 exons. Gene Ontology annotation, molecular function: flavin adenine dinucleotide binding; oxidoreductase activity, acting on CH-OH group of donors. The record is from RefSeq and is a predicted model, not a curated record. NCBI's taxonomy places the organism in Eukaryota, Fungi, Ascomycota, Sordariomycetes, Sordariales, Chaetomiaceae. The coding region runs from base 442 to 2811 and encodes 789 amino acids.
CUCACUUUCUUCCGCUUCAGGGGAAAAGUUGGGGAAGCUCCACCCUGGAGCUUCUUUGCCAUCCACCCCUGCUCUUGCCAUAUCAGUCUCGUGCUUACACACGCUGAUCCCAUAUUCUCUGGGCGGAGGCUAUACUCUAGACAUGCAGCGCAAUCUAUCUUUCCCCAUCUACUAAAACAACUAGGCGCCCAUUCUGCCGCAGGAUCCAUCCUAUCGGUGACAUCCCAUUACUUUUCUCCGGACUCCCAUUCCGCGCCUCAUCCAUGGAACUCAAAGUUCGGGAACGGAGCUUGUCUGUGUCAGGCGCGUGCCUGGCAGAGCCCGAGAUGUUAUUUAUCCUCCCCCCUUCCCCUCUAUACCCUUCUAUGGGAAUGGCAGCUUCGCCUUUCGUAGCGCCGGGCUGAUCUCAAAACUGUGCUGAACCCUAGCUGCAUUGUAACAAUGAAGCUUUUGAGCCGCGCUGCGGCGGUUGCCCUCGCGGCCUUGUCGUGCGUCCAGCAAUGCACUGCACAGAUGAACGAGGGCUCAUACACCGAUGCUGCGACUGGUGUCAAGUUCAAGACAUGGACUGCUCCCGGAGAAUCGCUUUACACCUUCGGCAUGGCUCUGCCAGAGGAUGCCUUGACAAAGAAUGCCACCGAGUACAUUGGGCUUCUUCGCUGCCAAAUCACAGACGCCACGUCUCCAGGCUAUUGCGGUCUCUCGCAUGGCCAAGCUGGGCAGAUGACCCAGGCACUGCUACUCGUUGCCUGGCAAUUUAACGGCACAGUUUACACAUCAUUCCGUUACACUACCGGCUAUACAAUGCCGGUAAAGUAUACCGGCGAUGCCAAGCUAACCCAAAUCUCCGCCACCGUCACCGACACCACAUUCGAGGUGCUCUACAGAUGCCAGAACUGCUUUUCGUGGAGUCAAGAUGGCAACGAAGGUAGCGUCUCUACUACCGAGGGAUUCCUCGUUCUUGGCCGUGCUUCUGCCAAGUCUGGUCUCGAAAAUCCAACCUGUCCCGACACGGCGACCUUUGGUUUCCACGAUAACGGAUUCGGGCAAUGGGGGGCGCAACUCGAGGGUGUGCCACAGGCUUCAUACGCGACGUGGGCAGCGCUGGCCACCAAAACACCGGUUGUGAGCUGCGACGGAUCUGGCGGUCCGUCUGUGCAGUGCACCGCGGCUCCGGAAAAGACCUAUGACUACAUCGUGGUCGGUGCUGGUGCUGGCGGUAUCCCCGUCGCCGACAAGCUCAGCGAGGCCGGGCACAGCGUUCUCCUGAUCGAAAAGGGCCCGCCCUCAACCGGCCGGUGGAACGGAACCAUGAAGCCGAAGUGGCUCGAAGGCACACCCCUGACCCGCUUCGACGUCCCAGGCCUGUGCAACCAGAUUUGGGUCGACUCUGCCGGCAUUGCUUGCACCGAUACCGACCAGAUGGCUGGCUGUGUUCUGGGAGGUGGAACUGCGGUGAACGCAGGGUUGUGGUGGAAGCCAAAUCCGAAGGACUGGGACUACAACUUCCCCAACGGUUGGAAGGCGAGAGACCUCGAAGCUGCCACGAAGCGUGUGUUUGACCGAAUUCCCGGAACUUGGCACCCAUCAAUGGAUGGGAAGCUGUAUCGACAAGAGGGCUAUGAGGUUCUAUCCAGCGGUCUGGCCAAGUCCGGGUGGAAGCAGGUCAUCGCGAAUGACGUGCCAAACCAGAAGAACCGCACCUUUGCGCACACCCACUUCAUGUAUUCCGGUGGUGAGAGAGGUGGGCCGCUGGCGACAUACCUUGUUACCGCAGACGCGCGGGACAACUUUGAUCUUUGGACGAACACCGCCGUCAGGAGGGCCGUCCGUACCGGUAGCAAGGUCACUGGUGUCGAGCUGGAAUGCCUGACCAACGGAGGCUUUGAGGGCACUGUGAAACUCAACCCCAACGGUGGCGUCAUCUUCGCGGCCGGUGCCUUCGGCUCCGCAAAGCUGCUACUACGGAGUGGUAUCGGUCCCGAGGACCAGCUUGAGGUUGUCGCAGGCUCCAAAGACGGGGACACGUUCAUUGCCAAGAGCGACUGGAUUGAGCUCCCAGUUGGCUACAACCUGAUCGACCAUCUCAACACUGACCUCAUCGUUACGCAUCCUGACGUUGUCUUUUACGACUUCUACGAGGCGUGGACCACGCCCAACACUGGGGAUAAGGAGCAAUACCUCGAGAAGCGAUCGGGGAUUCUUGCCCAGGCUGCGCCGAACAUUGGCCCAAUGAUGUGGGAUGAAGUUACCCCAUCUGACGGCAUUGUCCGCCAAUUCCAGUGGACUGCGCGCGUCGAAGGCGAUUCCCGAGUGACCAACUCGACUCACGCCAUGACCCUCAGCCAGUAUCUCGGGAGAGGCGUCGUCUCCAGGGGUCGCAUGACGAUCACCUCUGGUCUUGCCACCAGCGUUGCCCAGCACCCUUACCUGCACAACGACGGUGACAAGGCGGCGGUUAUCCAGGGCAUCAAGAACAUGAUUGCAGCCCUCAAUGUCAUCCCCAACAUCAGCUGGGUUCUCCCUCCUGCCAACACCACAGUUGAGGACUUUGUCAACAACAUGCUCGUCUCGCCCUCGAACCGACGCUCAAACCACUGGAUGGGUACCGCCAAGCUCGGCACUGACGACGGGCGGAGGGGCGGCACGGCCGUGGUGGACCUCAACACCAAGGUGUAUGGCACCGACAACCUGUUUGUGGUGGACGCGUCCAUCUUCCCGGGCAUGUCGACGGGCAAUCCGUCAGCCAUGAUUGUGGUUGCGGCAGAGCAGGCCGCGCAAAAGAUCUUGGCACUGAAGAAGAGGGCGUGAUCUGCCAGUCGGCUAUGCCGCCUGGGAUGGAUAAGUGGGGAUGUACCGGGUCAAACAAUAGUCAAGGCUCGGGUCCGUAUUUUGCGGGAUAUUUAAGUCAAUACCUUCAAAUGAAUAUAGGCUCUUUAAAGUGAUGAC